Molecule: messenger RNA, 2740 nt
Organism: Phacochoerus africanus (Common warthog)
Lineage: Eukaryota; Metazoa; Chordata; Mammalia; Artiodactyla; Suidae
Gene: RTN2
Product: reticulon 2
Exons: 10
Coding region: 181-1596 (471 amino acids)
Source: RefSeq, a predicted model, not a curated record
GCCCCCGCGGAGCGGAGCUGAGGGCGGCGGCGGCUGCUGGAGCGGCCCGGGAGGAGGAGGCGGCGAGGAUGGCGGCGGCGGCGGCGUCCUGGGCGCGGUGGAGAUGAGCGCCCGCGGCCCCAGGCCCAGGGCGGCGUGGCCGGAGUGGGCGGGGGUCCCGAUGCAGGCCCGAGGAGGGCCAUGGGGCAGGUCCUGCCGGUCUUCGCCCACUGCAAAGAAGCUCCAUCUACAGCUUCCUCUACUCCUGACUCCACAGAAGGAGGCAACGACGACUCCGAUUUUCGAGAGCUGCACACAGCCCGGGAGUUCUCAGAGGACGACGAGGAAGAGACCACAUCGCAGGACUGGGGCACUCCCCGGGAGCUGACCUUCUCCUACAUUGCCUUCGACGGUGUGGUGGGCUCUGGGGCCCGCAGGGAUUCAGCUGCCCGCCGCCCACGACCGCAGGGUCGCUCCGUCUCAGAGCCGCGAGACCCACCCCCUCAGCCUAGCCUGGGCGACAGCUUGGAAAGCAUCCCCAGCCUGAGCCAAUCCCCAGAGCCCGGGCGCCGUGGUGACCCGGAUUCUGCCCCUACGGUCGAGCGCCCCCUGGAGGACCUAGGGCUCCACCUGGACCAGUUGGGCUGGGCGGCUCGGGGAGUAGGGUCCGGGGAGGACUCUGCCACCAGUAGCUCUACUCCGCUGGAAGAUGAGCCGGACGGAUCAGAGGCUGGAGAGGCGAGGAAAGAGUUGGACCUCCAACUUGGACUUGCUCAGUCCUCGCUGCCUGAAGUCUUGACUCUGCAGCCCAGCCUUGGCUCUGGGGACCCCCAGGCGCAUACCCCAUCCCCACCUCAGUCCCGGGAUUCGAACUCGAACUCUAGUCCGGUUGAGCCCUCACCGGACGAGAAGGAGGAAGAGCCUUGGGGGCAGCAGGAGCGGGAGCCAAUCACGGGGCAGUGCCUCGAUAGCACGGACCAAUCAGAAUUCAUUUUGGAACCACACCUUCUAGUGGCGGACCUGCUAUACUGGAAGGACACCAAGACGUCAGGAGUAGUCUUCACGGGCCUCAUGGUCUCCCUGCUCAGCCUCCUGCAUUUUAGCAUCGUGUCUGUGGCCGCCCACGUGGCCCUGUUGCUGCUCUGUGGCACCAUCUCUCUCAGGGUUUAUCGAAAAGUGCUGCAUGCCGUGCACCGUGGGGACGGCUCCAACCCCUUCCAGGCCUACCUGGAUGUGGACCUGACCCUGACUCGGGAGCAGACGGAACGCUUGUCCCAGCAGAUUGCCUCCCACAUGGUCGCGGCGGCCACACAGCUGCGGCAUUUCCUCCUGGUCGAAGACCUCGUGGACUCCCUCAAGCUGGCCCUUCUCUUCUACAUCUUGACCUUCGUGGGUGCCGUCUUCAAUGGUUUGACUCUUCUCAUUCUGGGAGUGAUCGGUUUAUUCACAGUCCCUCUGCUGUACCGGCAGCACCAGGCCCAGAUUGACCAGUAUGUGGGAUUGGUGACCAAUCAGUUGAGCCACAUCAAAGCUAAGAUCCGAGCUAAGAUCCCAGGGACCGGAGCCCUUGCCUCGGCAGCAGCCGCAGUCUCCGGAUCCAAAGCCAAAGCCGAAUGAAAAGGGUGUCUCUGCCUGCGGGACGCCUGCCCCCACCCCCUUUAGCCCUCUGCCCCCCUCCGUGUCCCUUCUAUCCCCACCCUCUCCCCGCCUCAGCCCGAGCCGUUUCCCGGUGGGUGCCAGGAUCCCUCGCACCAGGGAGUUUGCGCAACUUGCCUGAGCGGCCAGGACUACAUUUCCCAAGAGGCUCUGCUCUAGGAGUCCAGGAAAGGCGAGGCAUCUUGGCCGCGGGGCCUACUGGGGCUUGUAGUUGCCUAGAUAGGGCGCCCGCCCCGCACUUCCGUAACCUCGCCGCUGGAGGCGCAGUGAGGGGUUGGUGUCUCCUGGGCACCACUAGCCCUGACGCUGGGGCUUUGCAUGGGGCCCAGGGGAGGCCUGAGCUUGGAUUUACACCGUAAUAAAGACUUCUGUGGAAAACCCAAGGCUUCCUGUGCUUCCAGCCCCCUCCGGCUUUCACCUUCCUGCACUGAAAAGCACCUGAGGGAUACUCGAGGAACUCUCUACAUCACUGCGGAAGAAGAAAAUUCCCCUCUGCCAUGAGACAUGGCCGACCCCAGGGCUAGCCAAGCCUUGACAGCCUCUUACCCUUCCUGAGUGCCAGGCAGACAUCACGAGUCGAUCCCCACGCUCUGCCUGCUGUGCAGCCAUCUCACCUGAGUCCCAGACCCAUGUAUCCCGCUGCCUUCCGGACCACUGCUCUGGCAAACAUAUCCAAACGCUUCCCUGGUCCCACCUGAUUUCCAACUCAGGGACGUCCCCUCUUGCCCACGUUGUCACCUGGCCAGGGACCUGGGUAUGGCCCUCCUUGGACUCCUACUCCCUCACCCCCCACAUCUAAUCUGUCAGGAAGCCAUGUCCUUUCUCUCUCUAACUUUUCCCAUCACUCACUUCUCUCCGUUCCACCUGCCUUGGGAAUAAGCACAGGGCUUGAUUCCAAAACUAAAUGGGGAGAAGGAGGCAGGAGACUGGCGUCUAAAGCCCUGCAGACCUGGAUCUGAAUCAGCUUCACUACUUUUUGGCUGCAUGACCUUGAGCAAGGGACCUCACCUCUUGAAGCCUCAUGGAAAGUUGUUGACAUAAGCUACUUACAUGUAAAGCCCUUGUCACAGGGCCUCAGCGCUGAAUAAACUUCCAGUAAACAGAA